This is a messenger RNA of Mangifera indica (mango), 1777 nucleotides long. RefSeq lists its product as uncharacterized. Lineage: Eukaryota; Viridiplantae; Streptophyta; Magnoliopsida; Sapindales; Anacardiaceae. The record is from RefSeq and is a predicted model, not a curated record. The transcript has 4 exons. Bases 358 to 1578 code for a protein of 406 amino acids.
AAUUCCACUCUGGCAAUAUUCCGUACCCUGUCUACUUCUUCUUCUGAUGCCCUUCCUACCGGCUACCUCCUCUUCCGGUCACCCACACUUGGUUCCUUCUCCCCUACACGUGUAUUCUUCCCUUCACAAUUCUCUUUCUUCUAGUGGUGCAACAAAUAAAAGUUAGAGAGAGAAUGUUGAUACACAGAUAUUAAAGCAAAUAAAAAAAAUUAUUGUGAGUUUUUGGGUUUUGCACUCUCUCUUUCUUCCCUCCUUAUAUUUAUUUUUCUUUCUGCAAAAAUCUGACCUUGAAAGUUCAUUCAUCUGGGUGUCGAUUUUGGUACUUCUUUCGGAAUCAAAUCUGAAUUAGUUUUACUGAUGAGGAUCAGGAAAAGACAGGUACCUUUGCCUCUUUCAUCGCUUUCACCUGUACCAGUAAUUUCAGAUCGCCAGUUCAACGGGUCUCCUCCGAUAGUGCAACUCCACCCACGUCGCAAUCCUGUGCAAGAACAUCAUAGGAAAUCAUACAGCUAUUCUCAGCCUUCUGGUCAUCCCAAUCAACCGAUCGGAAUCACCACGCACGGCAGCAACGGCUUGGAUGAUGCUGAUGGAUCAGUAGCUCAAACCCACAAGAAGAUAGACGCUUUGGUUUCGUUGCAAGAUAAAGAUUAUGAAAGAGGCAAAAUACAAGAACACGAUAGAGAUGAUUCAGAUGAAGAUGCAGACGAAGAUGCAGAUGAAGAAAAGAGUGGUAAUGAUUCCAGGAAUAAAAGCAUUUUGGAUGCAGAAAUAGUACUUAAUGGAGUUGUUUCUUCUCACUUGAGUUGCCCGCAUCAAGUUGUUGGAAGAUGGUGUGAGGGGGAGAAGGCAUUUCCAUUGAAGAAGAGAAGAGGGAGCUUUGAGAGAAGAGCUAAUGAGGACACAAGUGAAGUUAUAUUGGAUGAUGUGAAAGACAAUAUUCAUAAGAAGAUGAAGACCAAAAAUAUGAAGACAAAGAUGAACAAAAGAUUUGGUCUUGAUUCUCAUCAUAAUGAGCAAGAUAAUAAGGAUACUACAACAACAAAAGAAAGAUCAAAUGUUGUUGAUGAUGAUAAUAAUAAUAAUAACACUUCUUCUUAUACUGCAACAAGUGCAAACAAGAAGAAAGCACGAGGUGGUGCAUUAAUGGAGGGAUCAAGGUGCAGUCGAGUGAACGGGCGAGGAUGGCGAUGUUGUCAACAAACCCUUGUGGGAUACUCUCUUUGUGAGCAUCAUUUGGGGAAAGGAAGGCUGAGGAGCAUGACAAGUGUUCGCUCUCGAUCUCUUGGCAACACAAAAAACAAUGAAAACACAUUAUUAUUAUUAUCAUCUUCAUCAAAUGUUUCUUCUUCCAAUUCUAGCGCUGCUGCAACUGCAACAUCAGUGUCUUCAUUGAUGGAAGAAAGUAAGAAAGCAAAUGCAGCUAAUGAAGUGCUUGAAGAAGAAGGUGACGCCAAGCGCCCAUUGAUGACAACAACAAAGAAGACAAUGAAGCUUGGGAUAGUGAAAGCUCGAUCAAUCAGCAGCUUGUUGGGCCAAACAAAUAAUGAACAACUCACAGUCGGUGAUAGUAACAGGUAGGGCAAACUGCAUGUGGGGAGAAAUAAAUGAAUCACCAGGAUCACUUCAUGUUUCAACUGUUUUCAGAAAGCACUCUUUUGUCUAGAAUUUUGGUUUGGUUUGGUUUUGUGUUGAUUGUCUUUUUUUUUUUUCUUUUAAAUGGGUGAUUACAUGACCUAAAUAUGCUUUUAACAAAUUAAUAAGAUAUUAUUUGUGUUAA